Messenger RNA from Striga hermonthica, 2052 nucleotides. The record is from the annotation of a GenBank genome assembly. NCBI's taxonomy places the organism in Eukaryota, Viridiplantae, Streptophyta, Magnoliopsida, Lamiales, Orobanchaceae.
AUGUCAUCCCUCAGCCCCAAAUCGCUGGCGUCCCUGGUGGAGUCCGCCGUGUCCGCCCGCUCCCCCCUCCUCGGCCGGGCCGCCCACGGCCAGGUCGUCAAAACCCUGGGCAUGGCUCUCAACUCCUUCCUCUCCAACCACCUGGUCAACAUGUACGCCAAGCUCGACCGGCCCGAUUUGGCCCGCUCCCUGCUCUCCCUCACCCCAGCCCACUUCCGGUCUGUCGUCACCUGGACCGCCCUCAUAUCCGGCAGCGUCCAGAACGGUCACUUCCCCUCCGCCCUCUCCUUCUUCUCCGACAUGUGCCGCGAACGCGUUCACCCCAACGAGUUCACCUUCCCCUGCCUCUUCAAGGCCGCCACCUCCCUCCGCUCUCCCUCCCUCGGCCGCCAAUUCCACGCCGCCGCUGUCAAGCUCACCCUCUCCGACGACGUGUUCGUCGCCUGCAGCGCCUUUGACAUGUACUCGAAGACGGGCCUCCUGACAGACGCCGACAAGGUGUUUGACAAAAUGCCCGAGAGGAACAUCGCCACCUGGAACGCUUGCAUCACGAACAAGGUCCUCAACGGUAAGCCUCGCGAGGCAGCCCACAAGUUCGUGAACCUGUUGCGCGAAGAGGAAGUUACACCAAACUCAAUAUCGUUCUGCGCAUUCCUGAACGCGUGCUCGGAUGCCGGCCUCUCAACCCAAGGGAAGCAGCUGCACGGGUACCUGAUUAAGGCCGGGCACGAGUCAGACGUCACAGUCUCUAACGGGCUUAUCGAUUUCUACGGGAAAUGCCGCGAAAUCAAAUUCUCCGAGAGAGUUUUUUAUAGCAUGAGCGACCGUAGUGCAGUUUCUUGGUGCUCGAUGUUGGUGGUCUACGAGCAGAACCAUCUGGGCGAAGCAGCAUGCAGGCUUUUCUGUGAGGCGAGACGAGCUGGGGUCGAGCCGACCGACUUCAUGGUAUCGAGCGUGGCAAGCGCGUGCGCGGGCUUGGCCGCGCUAGAUUUGGGCCGGGCAGUUCACGGCCUGGCCGUUAAGGCCUGUGUCGAGGGCAAUGUGUUUGUCGGGAGCGCGCUCGUCGACAUGUACGGGAAGUGCGGCUGCAUCGAGGACUGCGAUAGGGCAUUUUCGGAAAUGCCGGAGAGAAACUUAAUCUGCUGGAACUCGCUGAUCGGCGCAUACGCCCACCAGGGGCAUGCUGACGUGGCGCUCAGGCUGUUUCGCGAGAUGGGGCCAGUGCCGAACUACGUGACGUUCGUGUGUGUGCUGACCGCGUGCAGCCGGGGGGGCAUGGUGGGGGUAGGAUUGGAAAUCUUCGAGUCUAUGAAGGGCAAAUACGGAAUAACACCAGGCGCAGAGCACUACGCGUGCGUGGUCGACAUGCUGGGGCGAGCGGGACAGGUGGAGCGAGCCUACGAGUUUGUGCUGCGGGAAAUGCGGGUCCCGCCCACAGUCUCCGUGUGGGGUGCUCUGCUGAGCGCGUGCAAGCUGCACGGGAAGCCGGAGAUUGGGAAAGUGGCGGCGGAAAAUCUUUUCCAGUUGGACCCACACGACUCGGGGAAUCACGUCAUCCUCUCGAACAUGUAUGCAGCUGCGGGCAAAUGGGACGAGGCGAAUCUCGUCCGGGUUGAGAUGAAGGAGGUUGGGAUCAAGAAAGGAACGGGCUACAGCUGGAUAUCCGUGAAAGGCAAAGUUCAUAUUUUUCAAGCGAAGGAUAGUUUGCAUAGGAUGAAUAUUGAUAUCCAGGCGGUGUUGGCGAAGCUGAGGAUGGAUAUGAAGGCGGCUGGAUAUGUUCCGGAAACUAAAUUGGCGUUGUAUGACGUGGAGGACGAGGAGAAGGAAUCGGAGGUUUGGUAUCAUAGUGAGAAAAUUGCGCUGGCGUUUGGGCUGAUGGUUCUGCCGCCCGGAGUGCCGGUAAGGAUCACGAAGAAUCUGAGGGUGUGUGUGGACUGUCAUAGUGCGAUUAAGUUCAUAUCGGGGAUUGUGGGGCGGGAGAUUAUUGUUAGGGACAAUAACAGGUUUCAUCGGUUUGUGGGCAAUCAGUGUUCCUGUGGUGAUUAUUGGUGA